Paramuricea clavata is the source of this 3189-nucleotide messenger RNA. The record is from the annotation of a GenBank genome assembly. NCBI's taxonomy places the organism in Eukaryota, Metazoa, Cnidaria, Anthozoa, Malacalcyonacea, Plexauridae.
AUGUGGUUCGAAGACGAGCUCGAUGAAAAAGAGUUGUUUGAUGGUAACGACGAACCAUUCAGGUAUACUACUGUUGUUUAUUAGGUACAAGUUUUUCAUUGUUCUCUUUGUCCCCUGAGUUUAUCCUCAGACCUCGUUUGUAAUUUGUUUUAUUAGCAGUGUGAGUGAACAAGAUAUCGCGGGUUGUUAUGAAAAUCUUAGAAAUGUUGUACCUAAAAGUGAAGAAACCACGGACGCGGUGAGUUGAUUAUCUGACGGAAUAAGAGUGUUUUUUAAAAUUAUUAUGUAAAAAACAUACCUUUCCAAUAGUGUACAUGCGCCCUGGGAUGCUUCUACUCCUACCUUAUUACUCUUCAAUUACGUUAGUAUCAAGAAGACAUAACAAAAAUUAAUAAAUAAAUUAAGAAAAAUUAAGUUCUUACAAAAAUUGUCAUGGUUCUGUGAUCUAAUCUCACUGGGAAUAUAAUUCCAGUCUCUUAUAGUUCUCGGAAAAUAACUAUAUAAAUAAUUUGCCCUCGCUUGGAUAAAAGUAGUACUUCAUAAUUCAGUAUUUACUAUAAGUAGUACUUCAUAAAAGUAGUACUGCAAAUCUAGCUUUAUCUAUAAUGUUCACCACAUUGUCUUUAAUAUCAGAUUCUUACUGAAGCUGUGGAAUACAUUAAGAACCUUGAAGAAACACUUGAUGGUAUGAUGUAUAAAACCUUUUAUAAUACAGAAGCCUUGUUCGAGUAUGAAUCUUAGUUGGUGCAUUUUAGUGGUCUUCGCUUUCCUGCAUCGUCGUUUUCUGCAUUGCCAUUGAUUUUUAGAAUUCAUUUUUAUCUUCAGGUUUCAGUCGUGAUGAAAAUGUGGAAGUAACUAACGAAGAGGAAUCAGAUAAAUCGACUGUGUUGAAGAGUAAGUUUUGUUUAGGACUUACAGAAAAUAUAAACUGGCAUUCAAAUUGGAGAGUUACAUUAGAGGCCAUUCAUGAUUAGGAAUUACGCUUCCAUUUCUAAUUGUAGGUUGUGAAGAUGUUUUAGAAAUCUUACCUCAAUUUUCAUGGAACGAAAUAGACGAAGCAUCCUACGGUAAAUCUUGCUCUAAUACGUUUUAAAAACAAAAUCUCAAAGUAAAAUAAUUGCUACAUUUCUACCAGUUUAUAAUUACUCUCCCUAUAAAAGUGCAGUAUACAUAUUUAACCCAUUGAGCGGCAGCACUCUCCACUUGACGAGUAAAAUCGUCUGGCGUUAGACAGAGUAAAAUACUAAAGUAGGGUGCAUUACCACUUAAAGGGUUAAGAUCAUAACUGAAAAAGCAUGUUGCAGUAAUCGAAUUUCGAUCAGACGUGCUCUUGCAAUAAGCGCUGUGUCAUCAACACCCUAACUUCUGGACUUAUACGCAGCGUUUAUAAUUUUCUUACAUGAGCAGAAAUCCAGAAAAUCCUAGACAACCUAAGUGUGCCAGAAGAAGCCAGCAUGGACGGUUGUUGUGGAGAACUGCCUAUAACUGAACUUCAAAACGAAAUCCAAGAAAAACCAACCAAAAGAAAACGAAAGUAUCAAAAGAGUUGUAGAAAACAGAAGAUUUCAAGGAAGCAAAAGAAAUCUUCGGAAGUUAACACCAACCAAUCUCAGUAUGAUGACACGAAGUCCAACGAGGCUCCUCAGUGCUGCCGUGAUGAUAAUUCAAACAGUCAAAGGUAAAUGAUUGGUUAAAUUGAUGUACUGGUAUUUUUCACAACAUAUUGUUUAGAGUUAUGUUUUGCUUUUCAAAUAGGAGUGACUGUGAAUCUGUUUCCGUUCUCGAAGACAACAUAAGAUCAAACUCGUCAAGCAGAAGUAACAGCCAAGGAAGCCGGUGUGUCACACCGAUAUACCCCAAACCAACACCUGGAGUCAUAUUAAGUCCAUCUGUUACAGGGUUUAUCCCUCUACAAACCAUAGGCAAACCUUUGAUCUUACCUAAACCACCCUACCAAGAUGACUGUUUCUCACCAACCUCGCUACGGUCACCGCUGACCUCUCCGCAGCUAGUGCCGACUCUCCGAAUGGUACCCACGGCCUGUCCUGUAACAGUCUCUGAAGCACCACCCAUCCUUCCACAAUUCUUCCAAGACAUAACCAAAAGUACCAGGUCACAAUGGUUAGGUUCAAUAAUCAAGGUGCCUGCUAGGAGAUACAGUACUAGGACAAGAAAUAAAGAGAGAAUUCAAGACAAAUGUGCCGUGGAGAAGGGGCCACAAAAGAAGACGAUUCCCAAUGGUUAUAUGCUUUACUGCAAAGAUAAGAGAAAUUCUGUUUUUAAGUAAGUACUGAGCAAGCGCCCUGGAACAGGAUUUUAUCGUUUUGAAAUUUAAAUCCCACUGUUCUCCAUGCCAUCUAGUUACCCCCUUAUUUAAGCUGGAGAUACGAGCAACAAAAUUGCUGCAACAAAAUCUGAUUUCUACGCAUGUUAAUCGAAAAUGUUUAGAAUACACAUAAAUUACAAAUCACAAGGCAACAUGUGUCGACAUUUCUACUAACAUGCGUUGAAAUCAGAUUUUGUUGCAAGUUGCAGCAAUUUUGUUGCCCGUAUUACUCUACCUUUAGAACAAAUCUAAUGAACAUUUUUAUUUUGCUGUAGAGAGAAUCCCAAGCUGCAAUCUAAACCUGGAGACAUAACUAAACUUUUGAGUGAAAACUGGAAUCAAUUAUCAGAGGAGGAACGAAGACCUUACGUGUAAGGGACGGACCAUUAGAAAAGUGAUGUGGGGGGGGGACAUUUCCAACCUGUACGAUUAUUUUUUCAAAAUAUUUGGCGUGUGUCGAUAAUUUUUUUAAAAAAUAAUCCCUUUGCUUGAAUUUUAUUUUUUUUCCAAAAAGUGUUGGCGAGCAGGGGGGGGGGGGAAGGAGGUUAACAUUUUUCAGGACACUGUCAAAAAAAAAUUUUCCGGACUAACAUCAGUUAAGUUAAGGUUAAAAAAAAAUAUCCCUCACGAAUUCUUGUUAAAACAUGCUUAAAACUUUUUUUGCACCAAUAUCUUCAAGAUUUAGGUUUAGAAAAUUUUCUUCAGGACCAAAUUUGUAAUUCUUCCAAAACUGAGACAAAUGGCUACGCCCCUGCAAACUACCUAAGUAAUAAGUUAUUGAUUAUCACUUUCUUUUUCUAACCAGGGAAGAAGCGAUGAAACUGCGAAAUGAUGAAAACAAGUGGAUAAAUCAAACACCAUGA